Molecule: messenger RNA, 8359 nt
Organism: Sceloporus undulatus (fence lizard)
Lineage: Eukaryota; Metazoa; Chordata; Lepidosauria; Squamata; Phrynosomatidae
Gene: PBX1
Product: PBX homeobox 1
Exons: 9
Coding region: 559-1863 (434 amino acids)
Biological process (GO): brain development; regulation of transcription by RNA polymerase II; animal organ morphogenesis
Cellular component (GO): nucleus
Molecular function (GO): DNA-binding transcription factor activity, RNA polymerase II-specific; RNA polymerase II cis-regulatory region sequence-specific DNA binding
Source: RefSeq, a predicted model, not a curated record
CAGUUUCAGGAGUCCUGAGCCCUCGGAGCCUGAGACAAAAGCGGGGACCGGGAGGGAAGCGAGGAAGGAGGGAAGCAAGGCGGCGCCGCCGCCGGAGGGAGACGGAGGGACGACUGCCAGUCAGUGGGGCCGCCGCCGCCGGCCGAGGGGCCCCGGGCUGCGCCAUCCUCCCCGUCCGCAGAGCCUCUUUUGGAGGCAGCGCCUGGGCAGCGACUCCGCCAGUCGGGCGGCGAGGCUGAGGGAAAGUUUGCUCGGCUCCUUCGCGGUCCGUCCAGAGCGAGGCGGAUUGUGGCCCCAGAAGGAGGCGGCGGCGGCGGAGGUCUCCAGCGGCAGAUUUCCCCCGCCGCCCUCCCGGCCUCAACAAAAGCCCCGGGAGGGAAAGAAGGAAGGAGGCCGGAGCCGGAUCCCGGUCAGGGCUUCCCGGCGGCUGCCUCGAGGCUCUCGCGGGGAGUCCGUCGCCCGGGAGGGUCCUUAGGCGCCGCGAAGGGCUGGCGCUGGCGAAGGGGGCGAGGCGCCCGGCUCUUGGUCCGCCGCCGAAGGCUGAGGGGAGCGGGGCCCAUGGAGGAGCAGCCCCGGCUGAUGCACUCCCACGGCGGCGGCGGCGGCGGGGUGGGGAUGGCCGGGCACCCGGGCCUCUCGCAGCACAUGCCGGACGGCGCCGGGCCCGCGGAGGGCGAGGGAGGCCGCAAGCAGGACAUCGGAGACAUCCUCCAGCAGAUCAUGACCAUCACGGACCAGAGCCUGGACGAGGCGCAGGCCAGAAAACAUGCUUUAAACUGUCACAGAAUGAAACCUGCGCUUUUUAACGUUUUGUGUGAAAUCAAAGAAAAAACAGUGUUGAGUAUUCGAGGGGUUCAGGAAGAGGAACCAACAGAUCCACAGCUAAUGAGACUGGACAACAUGCUGUUAGCAGAAGGGGUAGCAGGACCUGAAAAAGGAGGGGGUUCAGCAGCAGCAGCAGCAGCAGCAGCAGCAUCUGGAGGGGCCGGCUCUGACAAUUCUGUGGAGCAUUCUGACUACAGGGCAAAGCUCUCUCAGAUUCGACAGAUCUACCACACAGAGUUGGAGAAAUAUGAACAGGCAUGUAAUGAGUUCACUACCCAUGUGAUGAACCUGCUGCGAGAGCAAAGUAGGACCCGGCCUAUCUCACCCAAGGAGAUAGAGCGUAUGGUGAGCAUCAUCCAUCGCAAGUUCAGCUCCAUCCAGAUGCAACUGAAACAAAGCACAUGUGAAGCUGUCAUGAUCCUGAGGUCCCGAUUUCUUGAUGCACGGCGGAAAAGAAGAAAUUUCAACAAGCAGGCUACAGAAAUCCUGAAUGAGUAUUUUUAUUCUCAUCUCAGCAACCCCUACCCCAGUGAGGAAGCCAAAGAGGAACUAGCUAAGAAAUGUGGCAUCACAGUCUCACAGGUAUCUAACUGGUUUGGAAAUAAGAGAAUCCGGUACAAGAAGAACAUAGGUAAAUUUCAAGAGGAAGCCAAUAUUUAUGCUGCCAAAACGGCUGUCACUGCUACAAAUGUGUCAGCCCAUGGAAGCCAAGCUAACUCACCCUCAACUCCUAAUUCAGCUGGUUCUUCCAGUUCUUUUAACAUGUCAAACUCUGGAGAUUUGUUCAUGAGCGUGCAGUCACUCAAUGGGGAUUCUUACCAAGGGGCCCAAGUUGGAGCCAACGUGCAGUCACAGGUGGAUACCCUUCGCCAUGUUAUCAGCCAGACAGGAGGAUACAGUGACGGGCUCGCAGCAAGUCAGAUGUAUAGUCCACAGGGAAUCAGUGCUAAUGGAGGCUGGCAAGAUGCUACAACUCCUUCGUCAGUGACGUCCCCUACAGAAGGCCCUGGCAGUGUUCACUCUGAUACCUCCAACUGAUCUUCCAGCAACUAAGCAUCCCUGGCAGUUCCCACUCUGCACCAGGCAGACAUGGAGCCUGAAAGGGGAGGGGUUUUCUCUCUUGUUGAAACUGUCAGGCUGGAUCCAGAACUGACAGGCAAACACAACAGGAGUCUAUUUCUCUUCUCCUUUUUGGAAUGCUUUUUCAGCCCCUCUGGACAUUUCUUUAUACUCUCUUCCCUUUAUUUUCUGGGUAGAAGCCACCUUUCCUUUCACCAUCACCACUGCUUAUCUUCCCACAGCAGAAUACUUUUCAGUCUGAUGAAAAAUAUUUCUAUAUUUUCAUCUUUUUUCUCUCUUUAAUACUCUGCAGUCUAUCAGGCUCACAUCUCCUUGUUUCUCUGGUGUUCUCACUACCUCUUUGCAGAAACCAGCUAAGCCCUUAUUCCCCUUUGGGCACUAUUUUUUCUCCAUGUAAGAACAAUUUUCUUUUCUCUGGUGAGUUGAAUUCCAGAAAUACCGUUACAGGUUGGAUAAAUGCAGUCCUACCUCUGCAAGGUAUGCCUGCAACACACCACUGCUACUAAAAAGAUCAAAAAAAAAUGCUAAUAAAUCUACUCCUAAUCAUCCUGUUGUGCCUUGUAUCAUAUCCCAGCCAUAUUGCCUGCCAUUUCUCAUCGCUGCUGUUCCACACUCCCACAUAAGACUGUAAAUAGCACUGUGGAGAAUUAUGUUAUACAAAGAAAAUGGACAUUUGGCGCUUAGAAUAAAAUAAUGCAAAUGUGGUAAGUUUGGAUACUAAGCUACCUUUGCACAAUUUAUUCUGGUUCCAGUAUACAUAUUUUAAAGGUUUUGGGAAUUUUUUGUACAAAACCAAGUGAUAUCAGCAGAAAGGAAAGUACAUUCAGGCAGAGAGGAGUCAUGCACAACCCAUAUUACCCUUUGUUUUCUGAGAGAUACCUAGGCAUUGCCCACAUAUUUUCAUAAGGGUUGGGGAUUUUUUUUUUUUUUUAGUGAUAGCUGCUCAGAAUACCAUAUUCUGGACAAGUUAUCCAGUUCUGCACCUGCACAAUGAAACUUAAGAAAUGGCAAAAUAUCCACAACAUUUGAUUGCAUAUUUAAUUUACUAAUAUCUGUUUUAUCAAGAGAGAGAGGAAAAUCAGAGCCCAGCUCCAGGAAUUGAAUAGUGUCGACAUGCUACAGUGCAUACACUUUAUUUUACCAUAAUUAUUUGACUGGGCUUGUUUGUCUUUGCACAUAACUUACAGAUUUGGGUAUAUAUCCUUUUUAAAACUGUGAUUAUUGCCUUGAUAUUGAGAAACAAAAUUAUAGUUUGAGCUUCACAUUCAAGAAAUAAUUUUUGUGAGGACAGGAAAAAAGCAUAAGGGAAAUGAUUGCAGUUGGAGGAAUUAAUUCUGGUUCACAUAUUGUAACCAUAGGAAUUAAAAAGAUACCCCUGUGACUAUUGAAAAUGACUAUAAAAACAUAUUUGCAUGAUGGAUAACCUGUUGCAUGUUUUAAAUGCAGUCCACCCUUAAAGCAAGAUCAGGCAUUUGCCACAGAUGACAAAAAGGUGACAGAUCUGAUUUCACAGAGGUUUACUUAUGAAAUUUUCACAGUGGCUGAGAGAGGUCCAUAGAAUGUUCUUCAUCGGGCAUUCAAGUGUCUUGGACCAACCUUCCUCUGACCAUAAGGAGGUUUUGAAAUAUGUCUCAAGUACUCUUUGACACCUUUGAAGGAAUAAAACCUGUCUCUGUGUUAUUAAUGGCAACCCACAAACAUAGGAGGCAGAACAACAUUCAGUAAUCCAACAUCCUUACUUUCAGAUGGAACAUCUUUAUCAAGGAGAGUGAGGAUGUGGUUUUCAAGGUGUCUAGCUACACAAAGACAAGAUUAUUCAAGACAGAUUACUUACAUAUUAACCCUUUUUAAACCAAAACAUUCAUCACAAUCCUAAUCAGGGUAGAGAAGGGUGCUUUUCCCACCCUGGCCAUACAAGUGUGAAGCUUCAAUCUAGUUAAGUGAUCAUUAUAAGUACAGAAUCACAGUGUGGUAGUUAUCUUGUAGUGAACUAUACAGAUUAAAAAUUAUUGCAUAUAAUUAAAGAUUAAAGCCAAAUGAGUCCAGUGUACUACAAAAUGCAAAGGUUCAUAAGAGGGUCAAAAUCCACUGCAGAGCAAAAAAAUUAUAGGCCCAACCAAAAUGUCAAAUAUAUUGAACACAUUUUCAACUUCCAUAAUGUUCUACACUAAUCUUGGAUGUUAAUUAAUGCAGAUGGUGAAGAAAAGCUUGGUUUAAAACCAUAACAUCUAUCUUGCAAUCUUAGACUUGGGUUAGAGUUGGAAGAGAUUGCAGUCUUAGUUGAAUUAGGUUCUUUUAGGUUUCAGGUUAUACCUAAAAAUGCUAGGAUAAAAAGAAACAUGAGCAGGGAAGCAAUCACUGAUAAGCUGCUCUGAUAGUCUUUUGGCUGAAGAGCAAGGUAUAUAUUAUUGUUGUUGUUGUUGUUAUUAUUACUACCCUAUUUUUCAAGAUAAAAGUCCAAGUUCCAAAUGUACAACAUAAUUAUGUCAGUAUGAAGAACAGUGCAGAAGUACAGUGAUUAUAGCCUCUGCUACACAGGAAUAAAAGCCAUUUCAAAGAUGUCCUGCUGGAUCCUGAUCUGUUUGGGAACUGGCAAUGUAGCUUUAUCUUCUGGCAGAGAUAGCUCUUGCUGCUGUAACCUUUACACAACACAUUGUAAUGUACCCUUGUUAUGGUUUAAAUUCAGUAGUUGCCCAAAUCUGUCUGUCUUAAACUCCCUUGUUACUUCUUAGAUGGAUUUUGAAGAAACAAGGCAGUUUUUAUAUUAACCAAGUUAGAUAUUAGUUUGUAGUGAGCUAAGAGUUUAAAAGUUAACCACAUUGGGUGGUGGUUGGAUGAAAUGUACCCUCAAAGAAUAAAGUUUGAUGUUCUGUUGAUAAAAAGUUAUUUCGCUCCAAGCAAUUGUUUCAGUUCUUAAUGGAAUUAUUGUUGUUACAAUUAAUUACCUUAAUUGUGCACUCUGUACCCAGUGUUUCUCUUAGCAGUAUUUACAUAAACCAUUUUAUUUUCAACUGUAAUUUGUGAACAAGAGGUGUAAUUCACAAGCAAAGCCCAUUUAAACAUUUGGGUCAAUGGUGUUGUGCAGUACUACUCCUUGCUCAUCUUCAUUUCAAACAGAUUUCUUAACUGUAUAGUUUGCAUGGCAAACCACAAUUUUUAAGAAAAAGGUACAUGGAGAUGCAUUUAUCUGCCUGUAACAAAGUACAUUUUCCUGAUGUUCUGUCAUGGUAUGGUACUAACUCCUCAAUGGAACUGGUAAUAGUUCUUUGCAUAUCCAGAUUUACUAUUUUUAUUAUAAUAUUGAUUAUUAAUAAUAAGCAAAAAUUGUUACCUGGCAACUGCCUUUUCUCAUACACUUAUACUUCUUUAUUUUCUGCCCAGAAAAACCUGACUUCGAUACCAAAAACAAAAAAAUUAAAAACUGCAGAAACUUUUAAAAAAAAAAACUUAAAAUUAAAAAAAUUAAAAAAUUAAGUUCUUUCAGCUUUAUUAACAUUUUUCAUUGUUUCUUGCGACUUGUGUCUUGUUCUUUGUAGUAUUGAUAAUAAUGAACAUUUGAUAAUGGAUGUUCUUGUAUAUUCAGAUAAAGGGGGGGGGAACCAAAAAAAGCAGCCUGAAUUUAAUAGUGUUUAUAAGAAAAAAAAAUAAAAAGUCACCCUGAUAGCACGCAUCAAAGGACAAAUUGUUCCCAUCCUGCCCUUUUUGUGACAAAAAGUGCAUCAUAUUUGCUUAGUUUUAACACCAAACUACCUGCAUUAACCCUUUUUUGUUUGUUUCAAUAUUUUUCCAUGCAUUUGUGAAUUAGUUCAAGAAUGGUAGAAAAUUGUACAGUUGUGCACAUUAAUUUCCUGUUAUACAAUGUUUUAAAAAAAGGUGACAGUAAUUCAUUUUGUAAAACUUUUUUAAAAGGUUGAAAUAGUGAACAUAAUAAGUGCACCUAAUACUUUAUGUUUACUAGGUUUGAAAGCCAGAAGUUACAUUUCUUUUCUGUUUCGCAUUCUAUGAAGGGGGCUUUUGUUUUAGGACCGGUUAUGCCUCACCUGAAAUGAAAAGGAUCUGUAAAAGAGACUUGCCUGUGCAAGUUUAUUUCAAAGCAGUUUGCACAGGUGGCAUGGUCCUUGGAGGGAUUGGAGUUUUUGUUUCAAGUUGGUUUUGAUUUGAUUUGGGGGUUUUUGGUUUUAAAAACUCCCUCCCCUGCUCACUUGUUACAUCUUUUUUUCCUUUUUUCAAAGUGAUGUGAAAAGCUUCAUUAUCAAAAAUUAUUCUGCAAAUUCCCCCCUUGAAAAAAUAAAUAUUUGCCAGAAUAGUAUAUGACCUUUUACACAACAUAACUUUGUGUAUACCUAGCUAUGUGGCAGAAGUGCUAAGAAACCCAGUUACUGAAUUGCAAAUAUAUGUAACAGGACAUCGGUAAGAGUGCCUGGUGCUCAUUUGGACUUAGGCAAUGCACAUUGGUCACAUCAUGCAUCAGCCCCAUUGUUCACUGGACAUCAAUGUACAUCAGGCACUUUGCUGGCCAUGUUAACGUUACAGCAGCCCUUUACUGGAUUCAGACUUUUCACAUCUACAUAAUUCUUAUUCCCACAAGCAAAAGUCCAUUUAUGAAGACAUCAUGCCUCAACAGGAUUCAAGCCAUUAUUAUUACUCUUCAGAAAACUGAAUGUUGAAAACAAGACCUACAGAAAUAAGCAUGGAAUUUGAAAUGUGGGACUUUAGCAAAAUAUUCUGCCUGAAAUUCACUUCUGCGUCAGUUCUGAAACUAUUUGUAGUUAGGUAAUUCUGAAGUAAACUUUUUGAGGACUGCUUGAUAAAACAGUCCUCAAAAAUAAAUGUAAUUCAGCACCCUUGGAACACUGAAGCCCUCGGUGAACAACUGUCUUUUCUUGAGAAUAGAAGAAACGACAAUCUUGAGACUCUAGUCCUCUGUCCUGCAAAAUGAGCUCCUAACAAAAUAUACCACUCUUUUCAGUGUGGUUUGUUACUAUAUGAUUUCAAGUCAUUUUCAGCUUAUAGCGGCCCUAAGAUUGCGUAAGGUUUUCUUAUCAAUAUUGAUUCAGAAAGCGAUUGCUCUGAGAGUGAGAGUGUGAUUUGCCAGACAGAGGUCAUCUAUUAGGUUUCCAUGGCCAAGUCGAGAUAUGUACCCUGGUCUCCCUCAAAGCAUUACACCACACUGGUUUUCUAGCAAGAUAGUAAGAAUAACUUUUGCUCAGCACUUCCAGUUUUCUGGACCACUGUGACAAAAGCUGCUAUUUACACUUUGGAGUGCAGUGGCAAGUCAAUGCUGUGAUGUGAGGAAAUCAGUUCUGCAGUAUAUUAAGUAAUAAUGCAGAUUACGAGUGUGUCUUUCCUUCACCUUAUCUGGAGCUAGAGGCAGGACAGUCUAGAUCAAAGGUUUUGGAGCAAACAUGAGCUUUAGCACAUAUUUUUAGGCAUUAAUCAAAAUUUCUGGGCUGCCAAUAGCACCACAUAUCUACCCUGUUUAUAUUUAUCUUUGAAGGUGGGAGCAGUAGGAAGCAUGUCAGCAGUUGCUAGGCAGCCAAAUUUUUCAUACUUUGAUCCAUUUGAUUUUCCCUGUGCCAUCAAAAUACAAAUAUCAGCCCACAUCGCUUCCUCAGUACUGAAAUGCUCAUAAAAGACGGUCAUAUUUUAAAAUAGAGUCUAACUACGUCCUGUUUAAAACUAUACACUACAAAAUUGUAUGUUAGCCUAUGACAGUUAUUUGCAGAUUUAAUAAAAGUCAGUAUUACUGCACAUUCUGUGAAUAAUACCAGAAGAAAUUUCAGUCCAGUCCAGUAUGAUUCCUGUAUGAUUUAUCUCACAGCAUAAAGAGAAAAAUUAUCUCCAAUGUAGACUAAAUCUCAUAUGUAGAAAGUGGGGAACUUUGAGGACUGUGAUCAGGGUGGUUUAGACAGAAUCAAAUAUGACUUUCUCUGGCAUUGGGGAAUAACACUGCUCAUACAGGGAUUUUCAGCAUUAGGCUAAUUUAGGGAAGAUGGGCUGCUGAUGCACAAUCCAGCACCUCAAAAUUGGUACUGUAAAAAUAUUCCCUCUUUAUUUGCAAUUAUUGUGAAGUUUUCACAUCACUCUUUCCAGCACCUCCUUGUUUUUCCCAUGCAACUUUGUGUAAAGCUGCUUUAAAAUAUUAUUAGUAUUGUUAUUAUUGGAAACGUAUUCAAACUGCAUUGUUUGUUUUUAGUUGCAAGUUUUUGCUUCUUGUACAAACAACCUGCUUUAUUAUAUUGCUUUCUCUUCUUUUGUUUUCAGUAGAUAAGCCCUAGGAGGUUUCUUCUUUUUACUUACAUAAUUCUUUUUUGCUCUCUUAAAGAGUGGUUUUUGUGAUUCUCACAAAAACUUUUCUGUUCAGUAAUAAUACUAAAAAGGUGUAGGUUUUACAGUCUCCUGAUUUGUACUACUAAUGCAUAUUCCAAAUAAAUAGUUUCUUUUGUUGCAAAAA